GCUGACUCGCUGUGGCUUCUCCAUUCCCACUUGUCUCUGCUUCUAUUUAUUGUCCGAAGGACAAAAAAAUCCGCAACAAGAGAAAAUUCCGACAAACUUCGGCAAAACCAACGGUGACUCUCCGGCGAUGAAGUAACUAUGGGUUUCUUCAGUCGUCUGUUCGGUAGUAAGAAGCAGGAGAAAACAACACAUACGAAGAACAACACUCGAAAGUGGAGCUUCACCACCAGAUCCUCGAAUCCGGCGUCGUCGUCUUCUCAUCCAAGCAAGAGACGUCCCGAUGAAGAACCCUUGGACGCCGAAAAGCAUGCGAUAGCCGUCGCAGCUGCCACCGCCGCGGUGGCUGAGGCGGCACUAGCGGCUGCUCAUGCGGCGGCGGAGGUCGUGAGACUCACCGGAAGAGGCGGCGGUAGAACCUCGUCGGUAACUCAAAACAAUCGGAAUAAUCGCCGGUUGGCUCAAGAGUAUCUAGCGGCGGUCAAGAUUCAAUCAGCUUUCCGUGGCUACUUGGCGAGGAGAGCGUUGAGAGCACUGAAGGCGUUAGUGAAGCUCCAAGCGUUAGUGAAAGGGCACAUAGUGAGGAAACAAACGGCUGAUAUGCUGCGUCGGAUGCAAACGCUGGUUAGGCUCCAAGCUCGAGCAAGAGCAUCUCGUUCUUCUCAUCAUGUUCCUCCCUCUCCACACACUCUCCACGCACGAUGCGUCUCAGAGGCUGAAUACAGCAAAGUCAUCGCCAUGGACCACCAACACCGUUCCCAUAUGAGUUCGAGCCAAUGGAGGAGGACAGAGGGAUCUCUCUGGAACGCACCGCAGUACAGCGAAGACAAUGACAAGAUCCUAGAAGUCGACACUUGGAAGCCUCACUUCGCUUCCUACUACCACAAGGAGUCGUCGCCAAGUAAAAGAGGAUCUCUCCCUACGAGUCCACAAGUAAGGUCUAGGCCAGGAAGCAGCAGCGGCGGUUCAAGGAGAAGAACACCGUUCACGCCGACGAGAAGCGAGUACGAGUACUGCUCUGGGUAUUACCCUAACUACAUGGCUAACACCGAGUCUUACAGAGCAAAAGUCCGGUCACAAAGUGCACCAAGACAGAGGCUUCACGAGUUGUCUUCAGAGAGUGGCUACAAGAGGUCAGUUCAGGGACAGUAUUACUACUACACAGCGGCUGCAGAGCGUUCGUUUGAUCAGCGUUCAGAUAAGACGAUGUAUUCUUCUUCAUAUCUCAGUUCUGAUCCUAAUUUGUUUUAAUUAGUUGAAGGAAUGUGUAAAUCAGAGAGUCCACAUACAAGUACAGACAGUGAUCAGUCUCUGUUUUGUAUUUUUCUAUUGACUAGAUCGAUCCUACGGUACAGAUCUCGUUGUACCAACAGGCUUGGGGGUCCACAUUUGUCUGGUUAAAGAAACUUCAAUAAUUU
Molecule: messenger RNA, 1415 nt
Organism: Raphanus sativus (radish)
Lineage: Eukaryota; Viridiplantae; Streptophyta; Magnoliopsida; Brassicales; Brassicaceae
Product: protein IQ-DOMAIN 24
Exons: 2
Coding region: 139-1248 (369 amino acids)
Molecular function (GO): protein binding
Source: RefSeq, a predicted model, not a curated record